AUGGCCAGCCAAAGGAAGACCUUAAACGAUAUCACCAACUCCUAUAGCUUGCCAUCCGAGUCGCGCCAGCAGAAGCAGAAGCAGCAGCAGAAGCAGCAGACCACCACCACCAAGGGCGGCAAUGUCGCCUCUUCUACACAGAAGUCAGCCACAGCAGUCAGCAAAUCUCGGGCACCUGCAGCGGCAGCACCAGACUGCCCUUUGAACACUGCCGAAAAGCCUGUGGGUGUCAUCAUCAACCACCUCAAGAACGAUGACAGCAUCAUCAAGAAUGUAGAUAAGGGACAAGAGGAAAGCGACGGUCAAAACGAGAAAGUGCCGUCAGUCCCCUGCACCUCCUCCUCCAGCAACGGGACCGAGCACAUAUCCCCAACCCAUCCCAUCCGCAAGCUCGAGGUUGAUGGCAUCCCAGAAUCCGAUCCCACCGAAAUCUCCCAGCUCUGGGCGUCUGUUUCCCACUUCGUCCGAAACCAGCGCCGUAACACCAUGGUGGUCAGAUCAUCUUACGCCUCAACAACCGAGGACGAGCGACCUCGCCUCGUUAUCAAUCCACACUCAAGAGCGCCAGUCCCUACCACGAUCACGAUUCAUACCUCCCUCGAUGCGACAGCCGGCGCCACACCGCCGCCCUUCCAGCACCACCACAUCCACGAUCGCGAUGUUGUCGGCUUCGCAACCGCCGCCAGUCGAGCCCAUCUGCCGGGACUUGCGACUCUUCCCGAGCUCACCGAUUCCGCUCAGUAUCACCUCUUCCGCAACGCCCCAGAGCCCGCUGACCAAAAACCCGAUGCCGAAGGCGGCUUGCUGGCGGCUCAGCGCAUCCUCCACGCCAAGCCUAACGACCAAGACGAGGUCGACAGCCUCUGGCAUCGCGCGCCAGCAUAUUUUCUCUGCCACAACGACGGCAGCAAGACCCUCACGGAUACGACGGCGGAAGCAGCGGCAGCCCACAUCUCGUUCUGGCUCCUUGUCGCAAACUCCAGCCUGUCGGCAAGCGCGGAAUUUGAUAUCGUCAACAGGACCGGCACCUACUACCAGCGCUCUGUGGCGCCCUACCUCUCGGUGCAGUACUGUGACCGCGCCCGCUGCUUCCACAGGGACCCGAAGCGUUGCAACGCUCUGCAUGCCCUGUCGGACAUCGCCAACACCAGCCUCUACAACCGGUAUCUGCUCCGCGAGGAGGCGGCAUACCGGGACGCGGCCUUCCGCAUCGAGACGGGCGACAUCGCGCACUACGCGGCGGUGAUGAACUAG
Molecule: messenger RNA, 1254 nt
Organism: Phaeoacremonium minimum UCRPA7
Lineage: Eukaryota; Fungi; Ascomycota; Sordariomycetes; Togniniales; Togniniaceae
Exons: 2
Coding region: 1-1254 (417 amino acids)
Source: RefSeq, a predicted model, not a curated record